CCCCGCGCGAUUGGGAGCCUGAACUAGUUAGUCGGCCUAGGUGCAGAACAGUUUUCGCGCGUACGGGAGGAGAGGAGAGCUCGAUCCCCCGUCCCAUUCGGCGGAGAAGAAGCUGAUCGCCGCCUUCUCGCUCUCUCUGCCCUGCUCCCGGGGCCGAGAGGGGAGGAGAGGAGGCCACGUCACGCCUUGAAGCAGGGCGCGAGCGAGGGAGCCGGGCGGAGGGAGAGAGAGGCCGGGGCGAUCGAUUAAGCUGGCGGACGGAACGAUGGCGAGGAGCGGCGGCGGGGUGGAGGGAGGCGGCAGCUGCGGCGGGUUGAAGAAGGGGCCGUGGACGCAGGCGGAGGACAAGCUGCUGGUCGACCACGUGCGCCGGCACGGGGAGGGCAACUGGAACGCCGUGCGCCGGGAGACGGGGCUGCAGCGCUGCGGCAAGAGCUGCCGGCUCCGGUGGGCCAACCACCUCCGCCCCAACCUCCGCAAGGGACCCUUCUCCCCCGAGGAGGAGCGCCAGAUCCUCCGCCUUCACGGCCUCAUCGGCAACAAGUGGGCGCGCAUCUCCUCGCACCUGCCCGGGAGGACGGACAACGAGAUCAAGAACUACUGGAACACGCGCCUCAAGCGCCGGCAGCGCGCGGGCCUCCCGCUCUACCCGCCGGACGUCGAGCGGGAGAUCGCGCUGCUGCGCGCGCAGAACGUGAACCCGUUCGCCGACUCCGACGGCAAUGCCAACGCCAGCGGCAGCCUCCCGCCGCCGCUCCUCUACGACGCGAGCAACCCGUUCGCGCUGCCGCCGACCGUGCCGUCGCCCUCGGGCUCGGCCUCGCCGCUGAUCAACCAGAACUACCCGCUCCUGAACCAGAUGCAGGGGAUGCAGCAGGUGUUCCACCACCUCGCCAGCCAGCAGUCGCCGCAGCCGGUGUUCCACCCGCACCACCAGGACAGCAGCGGCGCCGCCGCGCUCGGCCACGGCGGCUUCGUCUCCGCGGGCCUGCCGCCGCUGCCCACGAGACCGCAGGCGGCGGAGCUCCCUUCGAACCAAUUCGACAGCUCGAGCAGCGGCAGCGGCGGCGGGCUGCUGGAGUCGCUGCUGCUCGGCGACGACCACCUGCCGCGGCACAACCACCCGAGCAUGGUCAAGGUCAGCUCCAUGCCCGCGCUCUCGUACUCGUACCGCGAGCCCGUCUCCAGCAGGCUGCCCGUCCACGGCGCCGGGAGCGACAGCGACGACACCUCGCACUGCCUGCCGGGAGAGGACAUGCACCACGGCGCGACAUGGAACUUCACCUUCGAGGACGUGAAGCCGAUGAAGAGGAGGACGCCGAGCGAGGCGGGGAUCUCCGACAUGUUCGGCGUCGUCGCCCCGGGGGCGGUCCCCGGGGAGUGGUUCGGCACCUGCGGCGGGUCGACGGCGCCGUCGCCGGGGCCGUCGUCAGCCGUCACCGACGACGAGUUCGGCCUGGAGAUGCAGCAGUUCAUGUCACUGCUACCACUGUCGAUUGACGAGCACAGCUGGAACGCGUAA
Molecule: messenger RNA, 1522 nt
Organism: Panicum hallii
Lineage: Eukaryota; Viridiplantae; Streptophyta; Magnoliopsida; Poales; Poaceae
Product: transcription factor MYB97-like
Exons: 3
Coding region: 266-1522 (418 amino acids)
Molecular function (GO): catalytic activity
Source: RefSeq, a predicted model, not a curated record